Messenger RNA from Zygosaccharomyces rouxii, 1251 nucleotides. It is a transcript of the gene MCA1, whose product is annotated as Ca(2+)-dependent cysteine protease MCA1. Gene Ontology annotation, biological process: proteolysis. NCBI's taxonomy places the organism in Eukaryota, Fungi, Ascomycota, Saccharomycetes, Saccharomycetales, Saccharomycetaceae. Gene Ontology annotation, molecular function: cysteine-type endopeptidase activity. The transcript has a single exon. Bases 1 to 1251 code for a protein of 416 amino acids. The record is from RefSeq and is a predicted model, not a curated record.
AUGUAUCCAGGACAUCAGGGAAACGGGUAUCACAGACCUGCAGCACCACCUCCAGGUUAUGGUGGUGGAUAUAGUAGACCACCUGUGCCACCUCCACAAGAAACAAAUCACUACUCUAGACCUGCCGUUCCACCUCCAGGUAGAACUGCUGGUAAUCGUGAUGGUGGUUACAACAGACCACCAGCUCCACCACCAGGAGCUGGAGGUGCCUCUUAUUCGAGGCCACCAGCUCCUACACCGGUAGAUGGUCCACAAGGUUACGAUAGGCCACAAGCAAAUCUGCCACCACCACCAUCACAGAUGCAAUCAAUCCCUGGUACACAGUCAUCUUACCAAUACUCUAUGUGUAAUGGUAGGCGUAAGGCACUUAUUGUGGGGAUCAAUUACAUUGGAUCUAAAAACGAAUUACGUGGUUGUAUUAACGAUGCCCAUAACAUGUGGAACUUUCUUACUUCUAGGUAUGGGUACCGUCCAGAAGAUAUCGUCAUGUUGACUGAUGAUCAAAGGGAUAUGGUACGUAUCCCUACGAAGGCAAACAUGUUGAGGGCUAUGCAUUGGCUUGUCAAUGGCGCAAUGCCAAACGAUUCACUAUUUUUCCAUUACUCUGGUCAUGGUGGCCAGACAAAGGAUUUAGAUGGUGAUGAGGUUGACGGUAUGGAUGACGUUAUCUAUCCAGUCGAUUUCGAAAUGGCAGGUGAUAUUGUCGAUGAUAUAAUGCACGAUAUUAUGGUUAAACCAUUACAGCCGGGUGUACGUCUUACAGCUCUAUUUGAUUCUUGUCAUUCAGGUACUGUGCUUGAUUUGCCAUACACUUAUUCUACUAAAGGUGUUGUCAAGGAGCCAAAUAUUUGGAAAGAUGUGGGACAAGAUGGUUUUCAAGCGGUUAUGGGAUAUGCUACAGGUAAUACCAGUGCCAUCACAGGUGCACUGGGAUCACUAGCACGCUCUGUAAAGAACAAUUUGGGUGGCCACUCUUCUCGUGAUCAAGUUAUUCAAAUGAAAUUCUCACCUGCAGAUAUUGUUAUGCUUUCUGGUUCUAAGGAUAAUCAAACCUCUGCAGAUGCAGUUGAGGCCGGUCGAGCAACGGGUGCGAUGUCUUAUUCAUUUGUUAAAGUUUUAUCAAUGCAACCCCAACAAAGUUACUUGUCAUUGUUAAACAACAUGAGAGCUGAGCUUUCCAGUAAAUACUCUCAAAAGCCUCAGUUAUCUUCGUCGCAUCCUCUUGACGUGAACCUGCAAUUCAUUAUGUAA